Messenger RNA from Ilex paraguariensis (yerba mate), 1098 nucleotides. The record is from the annotation of a GenBank genome assembly. Lineage: Eukaryota; Viridiplantae; Streptophyta; Magnoliopsida; Aquifoliales; Aquifoliaceae.
AUGCCUCGUUUCUACGCGCCACCACCAGUUCUCACCAUUGAAGGCGGUGCCACGACGACGACGACGACAAACUCAGUAGUCACUGAACCUCAACUCUACAACAAUGGCGGUUACGCACGACAAUCAUCCUCCUCCUCCUCCUCCUCCUCCUCAACAUCAAUCAUGAUCGUCGUGAUAGUAAUCGCCUCGGCAAUAAUCGUCUCCGCUUCAAUAUACCUCCUCCUCCGGUUUUUCUCCCGCCGGUUCCACCGCUCCUUCCGAACUUUCUCCACAGCCGACGACGUCGUUUCGAAUAUGCACCACUGCGUCAACGACCAGCACGUGUCGUCAAACGAGUUGUUGGACGCUCUUCCUCUCUUCACUUUUGGUUCCGUCACCGGAAACCUCACCGGAGUUGAUUGCGCCGUUUGUCUCUCCAAGUUUGAGCCACAAGACCAGCUCCGAUUACUCCCUCUGUGUUGCCACGCGUUCCAUGCUCAUUGCAUCGACACGUGGAUUUCGUCCAAUCAGACGUGUCCGCUUUGCAGGUCCACAGUUCAUCCUACGGAAUCAGACGUACUGAAUAAAGUUCUUGUGCAAUCAGAAGCAGAAAAUCGCGGUAGUGGUAAUAGCAGUAGUUUCCGGAUCGAGAUCGGAAGUGUCAGUCGUCGGCGAGGCACGCCAGAGUCUGUAGACGGAAGAAGAUCCUAUUCCAUUGGUUCUUUUGAGUACAUUGUCGAAGACGGACACGAGGUGGCCGUGGGUUCCACAAGACACCAUAGAGGAUUGUCCGAUUGUACUUCCGUUGACAAGGAAUCCAUCGGAGCUCCAGUGCCCGAGCCACCGGGAGAAGGCGUAGCAGGUGAAGUCUCCGGCGGACGGAGUUGGCUGAGAGAUUACGUCGAUAGAUUACCAUUCGUUUCUCUCUCUUCCCGUACGAUGUCUUUUGGGAGCUCCGGGAGGUUCUUCACCGGAAGCAGUCGCCGCAGCGAUACCGUUGUUCCCGUUGAGGACUUGGAGGCCAACAGAAUUGGAGAAGAGAUCAGCGAAUUGUUUCGAUGGCUAUCAGGGAAAAAGGCAGAUGAGGCAUUGAAAGUUAGUUUUGAUCCCAUAGCAUAA